AAAGGCACGGCAUCAGUGAGGUGAUCAAACUGAAGACGACCUGCCGCUGACAACAAAAUUUACAGACUAACAUCAACCAAAGACUCCAACAUGAAGCUUCACUGCAUCUUCAUCCCCUGUCUCGCUCUCUUCGCCCUCUGCUCACUGGCAAACAGCGAAUAUGCGAAUAGUCCUGAUAAAUGCUGCUUUUCGUAUUCCAAUGUGAUAAUCCCAGUAAAGCAGAUUGUCGGUUACCAAACAACUGUUCCUGCAUGUAUAAACAAAGGAAUUAUUUUCAUCAUGAAAUCUGGAAAUGAGAUCUGUGCUGACCCAAACGAGAGAUGGGCUAAGAGAAUGAAAAAACUGGUGGACGCUCGCACCCCAACAAACAUGACAGAGGUCAUCUCUGAGGACAGCAAUUAAGAUUUAACUAAAGUUUUAAAUCAUUUUCAUUUUAUGUAAAGAAAUAAAACCAGCACAUUUUGGAAUAUACCUCCACAAUGCUAUUCAUUGAUUGCUGUAAAGAUUGUGAUACAUUUAAAGCAAAUUCUAUAUAUAUAUAUUUUUUUUUUAUUUGAACUUUUAACAUAACUAUACACAAAUAAACAUUGCAAAUGACAAAUUGUCAAAA
Paramisgurnus dabryanus is the source of this 610-nucleotide messenger RNA. The record is from RefSeq and is a predicted model, not a curated record. NCBI's taxonomy places the organism in Eukaryota, Metazoa, Chordata, Actinopteri, Cypriniformes, Cobitidae.